AUGGCGUUCCUGGCGAUCGCCUGGGCCGCGAUUCUGCUCAUUCCAUUGAUUCAGUGCUGCAAGUCGCGACCCAAAGCCGAGAAGGGCAAAACAUUGGCCUAUCAGACACCCAAGGGUCCCAUUAAGGUAGGAAAUUCCAGAAUCAAAAUAUUAUUUUUCGGGAAAAAGGGUUUUUCGACAGCAAAAUGUUUAAAAAAUGUUUUAUUUCGAGCUAUCUGUCAAGGUUUGGAGUUAAAAAAACAGAGAGAAUUUUUGAAAUCGGGUUUUCGGACUUUUCGCGUAACUUAAGAAGCCAGUGAAUUUUCAAAAUCAACUAAAAAUGGCCAAAAACCUUGAAUUUCCUCUCUGGAACAGCAAAGUCCCUUAAAAAACCCCAAGAAAUCGCUGGUUCCAAAUAAAAAUCUGAAGAAAUUUCCAGCUGAACGAAAAAGUUCGACCCAAGGAAGAUCUGGAAGAUAAAAAGUCCGACGAAAACGUGCCCAAAUUAAAAAUUUCUGAGUGAGUUUUUGGACAAUAUUCCACCUUAUUGAACUUUUUUCCAGUGACGAUGUUUUCAAAAAUCUGAAAAUUAACUUGCCGAAUGACGGUCAGGUUUGAUUCGAAAUUUUUUUUUUCCGCCGAAGAAGAAAUUUUAGAAGUCGUUCUACACGGUAGAAGACGACGCGAAUCCGCUGGCCAAGAUUGGACCCUCGAAGACUCAUUUGUCCCGAGGUUCGGCCCUAGGAUUGAUGGGAAGAAAUUAGAUAUUAGUGGCCACUUAAGAGAUUUCUCGAAGACUACUUGGAGAGGUCACUAAAGUGGACAUUAAAAUCCUCUCAUGUAGUCGAUUUUUUCCGCCGCGAUGCGUGUGCGUCGCGGCUUUCGGCGGGAAAACAGUUAAAUCGAAAUCGUGAAUUUUUAGUAGUCUAGUAGUACCCCUUGGACUUCUAAAGAGAUCACUAAACUUCAGCCACUUUAGUGUAGGGACCACAGACCUAUUUUUAGAACUCAAGCUAGCUUCUCGUUUUUGUUAUAAAUAAAUAAUGAUUUUAACAUGUAGUAUGCGAAAACAGAAAAGAAAAACGAAAAAUAUUAAGAAUAAGAAGAGAAAACAAUAUUUAAAAGUAAUCGAAAAGCAACAUUUUUUGCACUGAAAAUUUGGUUUGCAAAUUCUCAUGCAAUUUGCGCGCACUCUUAUUUGCAAGGGCGGCACGGUUUCAGGAGCCAAAAGAGAAGGUUUUACGAGCUUUAAUUCCACUUCACCAUCCCUUUCGUCUCAGUGACUGCACAAAUACAGCCUACAGUGCUCUUUGAGUCUCAUGGAAAUGUAAUUUCGCCCACUUUUAUUCAUCUUUUUUUGUUGAAAAAAAUUUUUUUCGGCGAUCUUGAAUUUUCGAUUUUAUUACUUUAUUUGUUUGAAAAUUGAAAGCUCUUAUAAAUGAGUAAGAAAAAACGCGUGUCUUCGACCGGCAAAUGUUUCAAAACAACUCGCAAAAAACUCUCCAGCUUUUUUACCACUCAAAACAGUACAUUUGCUUGUACAAGUAUUAUUUGAGCAUUGUUUUUUUCUACCUUUUCUACAUGUAUGCUGAAAUUUUCAUCAUUUUUCAUUGUUGCUAUCGGCUGUAUGAAACAAUCAAAGACGGAAUACCAAAAAAAUGGCCUUUUUUCCAUCGCGAAAAGGGGCGGGGCUUUGCGGUCGCUACUUUAGUGGUCACUUAUUCGACCACUAAAAUGACCCCUAAAACGUCAAAACCCCUAUCGGAAUCCUUUUGUGGGGAUUGUGUUCACUGAUUCAGCAAAAAUGCCAGAAAAUCUUCUUUGAAAAAUGUAAAAUGAUCAAUUUCGUAGCCAUUUGAGCCAUUUGAUGAAAACACGCGCUUUGAAAACUUAAUUUUCUAAAUGGAUUAUGAAAAGGGAUUUUUUUUUUCGAAUUUUAGAAGCUGCCAAAUCGACGGAAAAAAAUAAGCCGAAGCCAACGACAACGCCAACGCCAACGCCAGCGGCAAACGUACCGGAGCAAAAAGUGGGCGGAUUUGCAAUUUUCGAGAAGCUCCAGAGUGGUCUCUAUAGGGGCAACCUUAGGGCCAUUCGAGGGGCCACUUUGCCACCCCUAUAGGAGCCACUUAUGCUUGCAAAGGGCUUUUGGUUAGUGACCACUAUAGGGGACAUGCUCGCUGUUAUGAAGUCUAAUCGAAGUCGCAGAGGAAAAACUGAAUAAAUAAUGAAAUGAAAUUUUUGAAUGAAAUUUAGAGACCCCUAUAGGGUCCACUAGAGCUUUAGGGGCUAAGGGGUCAGACCCUAAACCCCUAUAGGGACCACCUUGACGUUAACCUUAUUUGGACCACUUUUUCGGCCCCAAGUUCUUUUUUUUCAAGUCUCAGGAGGAAGAGCCGAUUUUUCGCGUUUUUUAAGCCUAGUCACCCUUUGAAGCUUCUCAAAAAGGGUUCUUGAACUUCAAAAAUCGGUCAAGAAUCAAUAAAAAGUGAUUUUUUCGUGAUUUCAGGUGGAAUCUCCACAAACGGAGGUUAAAAAAGAUGUGAAUACGGCGGAGGAAGACAAGGAUAAUAGUCCGAAAAAGGGUAGCAACCACAAAACCGGUGGCAUCGACAUGACCCAGGUCAUUUCCCCGUUUUUUCGCUGUCUGUGCUCUCUUUUCCCUCAUAGGAGAGAUUUGCCGAGGGGCGAGAGAGCGCAGAGAAAUUAGACAUAAAAUGGGCUAACAUGAGCAAUAAUUAGCCAAAGUGCGUUGCCGAUAACCUCGAAAAUUAAUUGGUAUGAAAAAAAACUGUAUCAUUUUUUUUUCUCAAAAAAAGUUUUUUUGCUGUAUGCGCUCUCUUUUCCCUCCUGUUCAUCGGUGAGAGCUGCCGAGGGAUGAGAGGGUGCAGAGAAAUCAGACAGUUCCAAGCUCCCAUCAACUUGGAAACACACCUGUGAUUUAUAGCCUUAAAAUGGGCUAACAUGAGCAAUAAUUAACCAAAAUGAGUCAGUCACCAAUAACCUCGAAUAUAAAUUGGUACAAGAAACUGUAUCUUCAUUUUUUUCUCAAAAAACUUUUUUUUCGUUGUCUGCGCUCUCUUUUCCUUUCUGCUCAUAGGAGAGAGUUGCCGAAGGAUGAGAGGGCACAGAGAAACCAGACUGUUCCAAGUUCCAAGCUCCCAUCAACUGGAGAGUGGAAACACACCUGUGAUUGAUAGCCUUAAAAUGGGCUAGCAUGAGCAAUAGUUAAAAUGAGUCACCAAUAACCUCGAAUAUAAAUUGGGUCACCAAUAACCUCGAAUAUAAAUCAGUACAAAAAACUGUAUCUUCAUUUUUUUUUUUCAAAAAAAUUUUUCAGGCCUCCAAAGAAGUGGACGAUGAAGCUAGAACCGCGCAGGAGGUAUUUUUUUUUCUUAUAAAAAGAUUUUUCAAUCAAAAAUUUCAGAAAAAAAGGGGUCCAAAGGGUCGGCGGAUCGUUCAGUGGUUGGAUUUUUGAAUUUGAAAACUUGAGGGCUUUUCUCUUUUUUUUCUUGCUCGAAUCAAACGAUUUGAGAAUUUCUUACAUUUUUUUUUCAGGAACUGAAUCAGUCGGUUCACAUCCAGAACUACUCAGUCAGAAAGAGCAACGAGGUUCGAAAUUUAGAAAAUAUUUGAAGAUUUUCUUUCAGACUAUGAUGUCCACGAGGAAGCCGAUGACGAAAGCGGAUAAGGUAGGUGAAAAAUGUCGGAAAAUUGCCAAGUUUGGAUGGAUAAAUUCCUUUUUUGGAUAAUCCUUGUAGUGGUAAAAAAAUCCCUAGGGUCAAAAAACAGUUGACGGAUGAUUGCUAAAUAAAUUUUUCAUUACAAAAAGCUCGUUUAAGAAAAAAAAAACUAAUUUUAAAGAGCCGCACGGCGUUUUUGUUAGUGGAAGAAAAAAAUUAUGGGGGCCGUUCCCAAGUGACGUCAUCGGAAAUACGCGUAAACAACAGAAAUUAUUAAAGGCGCAUGUUCAAUGGGUCAUGAGACGAAUCUUUUUUUCAUUGAAAAAAACGCCAUUUUUUUUGCUUCUUUUUGUUUUAAAACACUUGCCGUGUUGAAAGUGAUUCCGCGAAAUUUAAAAUAGCCACCAGAGAGUGGAAAAUAUAACAGAAUUUCAAAAGUUCAGAUAUGAUUUCGAAAUUUCUUUUUUGCUUUUUUUUUCCAGUUUCGUAGAGUGGCGGUCCCAUUUUUGAACAGCAAAAAAAAAGCAACUCAAUGUGACGUCAUUGGAAAAACGCGUCAACAACAGGAAAUAUUAAAGGCGCAUUCAAUAGGUCAUAAGACGAAUCUAUUCCUCUUUCAAAAACGCAAUUUUUCUGUUUUUUUUUUCGUUUUAAAACACAUGCCGUGUUGAAUGUAGUUCCGCGAAACUGCGCAAAAAUUACGGUGGCGUGUGCCAGAGCGCCGCAGUGUAUGCACACGACACACUACACUUUACGGAAUUAUGGGCGGGCCGGCGCCAAAAAAAAUGCCGUACGAAUACCACUGAUCCAUUCUAAAAAUGAACUUUUUGACAAAAAUAUGGCACUAAAAAUGCCCAAGGCAAUCUUCAAAAUAACCAAAAUUCUUAAAGAAAGCAUUCAAAAAUUAAAAGACGGCAGCUACUGGAUUUAAAUCGCCGGAAAAUCCAAUUUUUCGGAAUUUUACAAUUACAGAUUAUUCAGUCUUCAGAGUAAGAUGUAGAAGAAAUCUCUGCUGAAUGAUGGUUUAAUCGAAGAGUUAGUCGUCGGCACGGGUUGCGGUCCACAAUCGUUGUCCAUUAAGUCCCGGCAUGACAGCUAGCGUUGGGAAAUAAUGUGGUCCCGUUGGUAGUACCAGCGAAUAGACUGCGUCACCAUGUUGGAACAGUACAGCGCCUAGCUUGUCCAGGCCUGACGGGCGUCGGAAUAUUAUCCCAUGAGAGAGCGGCAAUGAGACCGACCAGUCGACGUGAUGAAAUGAGAUAAUAAUCUUUCGGAAUUUAAACUGGAAUAUCCAUGACCCUUUGUAGACACCCAGAAUAUAGUCUGUUCAAAUUUUUAAUGUCAAGUGCAAUGACGUCAUUCAAAAACACUCUGUGGAUGGCUCGCUCUCUGAUUGGUUUAUCGCACCAUUAGGGUCGGAGCUUGAGCGACGACUUGAUAUUCAAAAUCUGAACAGACUAUAUGCGAAAGUUUUCUGAGAGUUAUAAAUUUUCCCUUCCUUGAUUCUACUUGAAAAGCUGUACGAAAAGGGGAUAUUUUCUCAGAUCAAGUCCAACGAAUCGAAGCGAAAGACCAAGCCUGCCGUUGUACAGGUGCGAUUUCAUCGAAUUUUCGUUCGGAUUUUUCAAAAUUUUUCAGGAAUCGGCACUGGGACCGGAUGGGGAAGCCACGACAGCCCUCGAGAGGAAAACUCCGAGUUUGAAUUUUUUUUUUUUUGACUGAUUCUUGUUAUCAUUUUUUUCGAAUGGCCUUGAAGUUACGUACGGACAUAGAUGAGAACAUUUAUGGACCUCAGAAAGAGCUCCAGCUAUUAAAAUGAUAGAAAAAAGCUUCUAAGCUCCUUUUUGAGUCCUUUGGAAUCGUUUUAGGUUCUUUUCAGUAUUUUAUUUGAAAAAAGUGCAAAAGUGAGAAAAAAGACAUGUUAGGGACCUUCAGAAGGAGCCAUACAAAAAAUUUAAAGCAAGGAUUUUCAAAAAAGUUAUGACCUUUCCUCGUGACAAGUCAAGAAAAAUUGAACUUUUCAGGGAUCUGA
Messenger RNA from Caenorhabditis auriculariae, 5691 nucleotides. The record is from the annotation of a GenBank genome assembly. NCBI's taxonomy places the organism in Eukaryota, Metazoa, Nematoda, Chromadorea, Rhabditida, Rhabditidae.